AUGCCAGCUAAUAAAACCACAAACAAAACCAGAAAUUCCAGUAGCAAAAGAGCAACCUCAAUGGACACAACAGUACAACAAGUUGCUGAGAAUGAGGAGGUCCAAGCCUUGAUGAAGAUCCUCGGAUUGGAACAAGGUAGGACCUAUGAUUCAUUAAGCAACUUGGAGUACGGAAGUUUAUUGAUCAUGACCGAUCAAGAUCUUGAUGGAAAUCAUAUCACCGGUCUGAUCAUAAACUUCUUAGGUUGCCUAUUCCCUUCAUUUUCAAACAAUGGAAAACUUGCAAUGACAAUGGAAAAUGAUGGAUUAUUAAGUACUAUGAGGGACUUGGAAAUAGCACCUCUGAUGAAGCCAAAGAAUACUUCGACAACUUGGAUAGACAUGUUAAAAAUUCAAGCUGAUAAACGUAAAACUUGGAUCCUAUAUCAACUACUUGGCUAA
Molecule: messenger RNA, 441 nt
Organism: Entrophospora candida
Lineage: Eukaryota; Fungi; Glomeromycota; Glomeromycetes; Entrophosporales; Entrophosporaceae
Source: the annotation of a GenBank genome assembly